AUGGCGGCUGUCUCUUCCGAAUGCGAGCAAGUUGCCGAUCUUACGAAUGCUGAAAUGUCAGUUGAAGAUAAACCUGCAGACGAAAAACCAGUUGAAGAAGUAUCAAAAGAAGAAGAAGGUAAGUUGUGCGAGUAACCAAGUUCAAUAAAAGAAUAAGAAAGUUUAUAGAAAGAAUAGAUGUCAGCCGAUGAUAGCACGUGGUGAAGUUCAUACCCAAAUCCCCACAAAGCCUUUUUUCCGGUGUAUAAUUAUCGGAUGGUUCAUAAGCAAGCUGUGCGAGAUUUGUCAGUGGUAUUUUAGGAAAGUAAAGUAAUGCGAAAAAGGUUACAAUGGUAUUUUGAUAAAACAAACAACAAAUAACAAACUUCGGAAAGAAUUUUGAAUGUGUCAGAUGAACCGUUCUACAGACUGUCUCUAGAUAAACUCGAUGGAUGUAUAGACGGGACUUGCUUUAAUCGUCAACAAGUAGGAAGUCAAUUUCUUGACGGUCAAGUUUUGUUCGGAACUACUAAGUUUUUAACUUAUAUGAUUGGAUUAGUGAGGUAGCUGUCGUCAAAGUAGAACAAAGGGGCAAAGUUUAAGAUUUGGAAUUGGUGUAACAAUAUUUAAAUUUUCUAGGGUGGAUUUACACUGUUGCAAAAUUUUUAUGUGUGUACAAGGGUAAAUCAGAAAGAGGUAAUUUAUGAGAAGUCACACAUAAACGUGAAAGUUGAACAAGAUGUGCGACAGUGGAAAUCCACCUUCAUUGUCAAUUUUAAAUCUUAUGCCUUUAGGAAUGCUUGAUAGGGCUUCACUUUAAUGUGGUCUUUUUUUUUAACCCAUUCACCCCUUGAAAUUUUGCUGAAAAAUGUAAUUUUGAAGCUAGUCGAGCAGUUUUCUGGUCACUGUAGUGCUAUAAAGAGCCAAAACUUACCAUAAGGCCCUUUACAGGUUGUACACUUGGCCGCCUUCUGUCCCAGAAGCAAAAUAUUAGCUUGCAAAGUUCAGGCAUGCACAGAAAACCAAAUUUUGACUUUGACUUUUCACUUUCUCUCCUCCCCUCUUUUGUCGCUUUUCUUGCCUCAUUUUUUUCUUUUGCUGUGCCUUUAGUAGGCUUCAUUUUGGUGGGAAAUGUUUUUGGGAAAGCUUUUAGGAUCUUAGGAUUAGAUGAAAGGAAAGGCAGGUGGAUAGUGGAACAAGAUUUUCCUGAAAAGUUUCAGGUUAUUGUUACAGGUUUCUUUGCCUUUUUCUCCGGUGUCCUUGACUGAAUGGUGCUCAUUCUGGUAUGGUUUAAAAAAACUCUUCACUUUGCACAAGUUAGCGGACAAAAACUGAUGAAGUCACAAGCGGUAUAAGGGACAUGGAUCCGUGUGGGCGGUUACAGGUGUUCAGGGGCAAAUGGGUUAGGUUAAAUUAGUGGAAAUCUAGACAAGAAAUACAAGAAAUACAAGAAAUCUGAUUUCAGCACCAACAAUACCAUCUUGUUAGCUAAAUCUUUGUCAAAAUGUUUGUUGAUUUUAUUGUUUUCCCUGAAAUUUUGUGUGCAGAGAAAAAAGAAGAAGCCUCAGAUGAACACAAAGAAGAGGCUAAAGUUGAAGGAGACCAGGUAAGUUUGGCCAAGUGGUUAGAGCAGUAGAAUUAUAAUCUGGAGCCCCUACGUUCUAUCUCCACCCUAACCACUACAGUGUACCUCGAAUUGUUCUCAAUAGUCUCCAGUUCAACUCUUUGGUCAUGCUUUUCAAGCCAACUAGUUUGCCUCCAGCCAGACGGGAUUCUUACAGUGAUUUUGUUACCAAUCAAUGAGUCCUAGUUCAAAAGAGCAAGGAGUCCUAAGUUGAAAAUGCUUGGGCCUUUAUGUAACCAGACAGUUAACCUGGAGACAGAUGCCAAAAUUCUUUAUUACAGUUUACUGAAAAAAGAAAUCACAUGAACAGGAUAUUCUACCAAAAAAAUCUUCAAAUAAAUUGAUCGUUCUUUGCAUCCUAUGGGAUGCUUGUCAUGAAUUAGUUUGCGUCUUUGGGGAUUUUUAUGCAUCAGGGAUGCAGGACACAGAGGUAACAAAAUCACUGACUCUUAGCCUUGUGGGCUGCAAGGUUAAACUACUGGUUUACCAGUAAUUAUUGUACCAGUUGUGCGGCAGUUCAGCUGUUUUUGCGGGAAAAAAUGGUGAAAGAUUUCACAUGUUACUGGUGUAUGAAGACAACAUAAACAGUUAACUGCCUCAAAAAGGUGACAAGAAUGUACUAAAAUACCACUUAAAGGAUGACAACUAAUUGCUCACAUUUUUCCUUGUUCCUGAGGGAGACAAUGAAUAAUAAAUGAUAAUAAGAUAAAAAUGGAAUAAAAUAAACGUACCUUUAAUUAAAACUGAAAGAGACUGAAAUUUUAAUAGGUGAGAACCUGGCUAUUAGGCUGUAUUAACUGGUACACAUUAUGAUAUGUUAGGGUGUGAAUGGAGACACUAAACAAACAGAGGAGGAAGCGUCAGAUAGCACCAAGGGACUAGGUGACAAAGUAGCAAAACACUACAAUGAACAUCCUGAAGGCAGCAAGGAAAGCCGGAAAGAGAGCCCCAUAUUUUACUUAAGGAACUUUAAUAAUUGGGUCAAGAGUAUAAUCAUUGGAGACAGUCUGGACAAAAUCAAAAGGUAAGGCAGUUUUACGUGGUUCUUAUGGUUCCUGGAAGUUCUGGAGGUUAGUGACAUUUUAUUCUGGCAUUUUCAAGGACUGAAAUGUUGUUUUCAAAAACCAGGGAUUUCAUUAAGAAUUCUAGUAGCAGGAGAAAGGGUGUAACGUUACAGGAGUAUUUUGAAAGAGGCUCCACAUCUGAACAGAAAGUAGACGUAGGCUGCCAAACAUUUGCUGGAGACUUCUGUGAAGUAAACGGGGAAUUCUCCAAUCUCUGAUGCCCAAUGAGCACCCUGAAAAACCGUACCAACCUUCUUAGGCAGGUUUCAGGCUUUUUUCGAGCUGUUUAAAAACAAUACUGAAGUCCCACCAAAAAAGGUGAAAAAAACUCAAUAACUCANAACGUACCUUUAAUUAAAACUGAAAGAGACUGAAAUUUUAAUAGGUGAGAACCUGGCUAUUAGGCUGUAUUAACUGGUACACAUUAUGAUAUGUUAGGGUGUGAAUGGAGACACUAAACAAACAGAGGAGGAAGCGUCAGAUAGCACCAAGGGACUAGGUGACAAAGUAGCAAAACACUACAAUGAACAUCCUGAAGGCAGCAAGGAAAGCCGGAAAGAGAGCCCCAUAUUUUACUUAAGGAACUUUAAUAAUUGGGUCAAGAGUAUAAUCAUUGGAGACAGUCUGGACAAAAUCAAAAGGUAAGGCAGUUUUACGUGGUUCUUAUGGUUCCUGGAAGUUCUGGAGGUUAGUGACAUUUUAUUCUGGCAUUUUCAAGGACUGAAAUGUUGUUUUCAAAAACCAGGGAUUUCAUUAAGAAUUCUAGUAGCAGGAGAAAGGGUGUAACGUUACAGGAGUAUUUUGAAAGAGGCUCCACAUCUGAACAGAAAGUAGACGUAGGCUGCCAAACAUUUGCUGGAGACUUCUGUGAAGUAAACGGGGAAUUCUCCAAUCUCUGAUGCCCAAUGAGCACCCUGAAAAACCGUACCAACCUUCUUAGGCAGGUUUCAGGCUUUUUUCGAGCUGUUUAAAAACAAUACUGAAGUCCCACCAAAAAAGGUGAAAAAAACUCAAUAACUCACCUGCUGUGAUCUCUAGUCCUCUGUCUCUUUGUUGCCUUGUGUUCAAAGAAUUUAUUGGAAGGGUAUUUAAACCCUGCUUUUGGUAAAUAAUUAUUGCUCAAAAUGUUUUCCUCAUGUUACUUAGAGUGAAUUACAAGGAUAUAUCAGUGCUUGAUCUUUGCUGUGGAAAGGGAGGCGACCUGCUCAAGUGGCAGAGGGGAAGAAUAAAGACUCUUGUAUGUGCAGGUUGGUCUCAUUAUUUUUAUUUCUGAAUAAGUAAAUAAAUAAGUAAAUUGAAUAACAAUAAUAAAUAAAAAAGCUUUAUACAGGGGCGUAGUGCGAGACAUCUAUAUUCUUAACCUUCUUAACCCAUCUUCUGCCAGCAGAUGUGAUUUCUGGUUCAUUUUAAUUUUUGGUGUGUUGGUGAUUUCUUUCCCUCAGACAUUGCUGAAGUUUCCGUAGAGCAGUGUAAGGAGAGAUACAAAGAGCUUCAAAAGACACAUGAGAGCCGGCGUUACCGCGACCCUCUUUUUGAACCUGAAUUCAUCACUGCAGAUUGUAGCAAGGUAGAAUCUAUUCAACUAUUUCAAAUUGCUCCGAUUAUGUGCUUUCCAUUCAACUUAGAGCUCACAUAUUUCUUGUCGUCUACCCUUAGCCUGCAUUGCAGACAUGAUUUAACCUUGGUUAGUAAUGUCUGCAAAUCAGGGCCGGGAUCCUUGUUCUGUACCCCCAACAGACUCAAUGAAUUACCAGAAGAGCAUUUCAAAUUUCCUUUCAUAAUGAUUAGCAAUUGACAAUGGCUUUAUUAGCAGGUCAAUCAUGGUGUGUACUCGAAUCCUUGUACACAGGUAUGGGCCCAGAACAAGGACUUGGGAGCUGUUUCACAGACAGACAAACCAGAUUUUAGUUUUCUCUGCGGCACAGGCAAUCUUAUCCUUUGAGCUAAAAUGGACCCACCUAAUAAAGAAAUUCACCUUCCUGGACUCUGUGCUUUUGUUGGUGAAUUAAUUCAGAGAACAAGAAUUGCAUUCCUUGUUGAUAUCAACCCCUUUAUUACCAAUCCAGCCCAUGAGGAGGUUUUCCACACCACUGGGGUCUACACCCCCUACUAUUUAUGAACAGCAAGGUGGAGAACAGUGAAAGAGCUUUAAGACAGGGCCUAUGGUUUCUGAGAAGACUAGAAUGUCCUUAGAGCCAUUUGUGAAUGUCAUUACAAAGGCAGCCCAUUCUGAGUGUCAGUCCAGAAAGGGUUUGAACUCAUGACCUCCAACUCAGCAGACCAGUGCUUCUUUAAUUGAGCUAACCGGGCAGCUGCAGAGGAAAAUACUCAAACUUGACAGGGCUUUCCCUGUCCCUUGGUCUAUCAGGUGGAAGGCAUGUUGGCCUAAUGGUUAGUGUGUGGUACUCCAAAUCAAGAGCUCUGACUUUGAGACCUGGCUGGGUCAUUGCAUGUGUUGUGUUCUUGGCAACACACUUUACUCUCAUAGUGCCUAACUUCACCAAGGAGGAUAGCCAAAUUUAAAGCUGGGGAUAACAUUGCCAUGGACUUGCAUCCUGUCCAGGGGUCAAUAGAAAUACUCCUAGCUGCUUCAUGCAACAGAAAGCAGCGGAGGGCGAACCAUUUUCAUAGACCAUUUCUAUCAAAAGCAGUUUUUACAACAAAUGUGCAAUUUCUUUCUGGUGCACUCAUUACUUGCAAGCUAUGGUUGCUUAUGGUAUAGACCAAGUUAAUGUUGUUAUGGUGGCACGAUUUCUUUUUCUCUUUCUUGAUUUUCUGAGAAGCUCAAGAGAGAAAUGUUAUUAAAAAACUGUUAAUGUUAUCACAAAAACAAGUCGACAGAAAUUUUCUGUGGUCUAGAUACUCUUAUUGAGUAUAGAGAUGGUGUCAAAAUGUUCAAAACCUUGCCGUGAAACCACUCGUCUGUGGCUUGAGUUUCCACUUGAGUUUUUACAUUUUGAUGUCAUAAAUCUAUGGUCAGCAAGAGUAUACAUCAUGGAAAACUGUUGCUGAUUUGUUAACUUUUCCUUGCCUUUACCUGGUCCAUCAGACCACAAGUUUAACAGGCCCUGACAUAUUCGUGUGACUUGCAUUCAACAGGAACGACUUGCUGAUAAGUACAAGGAUAAAGAUCAACAAUUUGACCUGACCAGUUGCCAGUUUUCAUUUCAUUACUCAUUUGAGAGUUAUGAGCAAGCUGAUAUGAUGUUGAAGAAUGCUUGCGAACGGCUCAAAGUCGGAGGAUUUUUUAUAGGAACUACUCCAAAUGGUUAUGAACUAGUGUAAGUAUUUUGUUGAUGCCUUUUAUUUGUUUUUUUACUGUUUCUUAGUAGUCAUCACUGGUUUUCCCAGGUAGAUGAAAGCCAAGUCAGGUCAAUCAUACCCCCCUACAUUAUAUUUUAAUUAACUGAUUAUUUGAAAAAUGAAUCCCUUAUUAGUGGCUGCCACAACAGGUAUCAAAUUCAAAUCUGCAUUCCUGCAUGCGUAAUGAGCAAUGGAGAUCUAUCAAAUUCUGAUCUGCAUUCCUGCAUGCAUAAUGAGCGGUGAAUUUUUUGCAAUGACUUCUCUGUCUUCAGUCAUAUUGAAAAAUCUUUGAAUUGAUGAAACUGCUUUGAAGACAUUCACAUCAAAUUUAAGAAAACUGAUCUGGUAGAAAUUAUCUACCUUGCUUAGGAAUUCACUACUCAUAUAAAUGCAGGAAUGCAGAGGUGAAUCUGACAUCAACAGCUACCAACAGAUUCAACCUUCCAAUGAUAAAUUCAAAAAUGGAACCUUGGAGGGUACGCUUGACCCGGCUUGACUCUAAUAAUGUUAAUUGUUGUAGGAUUCUAAGGGGAAAAGUUGGUUUCUUUGUCAAAUACUUGUAAUUGUUAGGAACAAAUAAAUGUUUCAACUAUUUUUCUUACUACAUGUGUACUAAUGGUAUGUCAUAGCCAGAGCUUUCAAUAAGAUCCUAUAUCCACCAUACUUCAGCAGAGAUAUAAUUUGUGAAUUCUAUGAUAACUGAGUGAUUACUCACAUGUUGAUUAGUCAAGUUCUAUGGUCUAUUGGCGGAGUAUAUUGGAUUAAUUUUCUAUUGGAGUAUAGACCAUGGAAAUGAUGUAAUGAUGAUGAUUCAUUACUGGAAAUGAUGUAAUGAUGGUGAUUCAUCAUUGGAAAUGAUGUAAUGAUGGUGAUUCAUCAUUGGAAAUGAUGUAAUGAUGAUGAUUCAUUAUUGGAAAUAAUGUAAUGAUGGUGAUUCAUCAUUGGAAAUGAUGUAAUGAUUAUGGUGAUUAAUUAUUGGAAAUGAUGUAAUAAUGGUGAUUCAUUAUGGGAAAUGAUGUAAUGAUGGUAUGAACUAAAUUUUUUUCAAGAAACUUCACUGAGAAUGAGUGUUAAAAACUGUCAAUGUUAUUGUAAAGAACAAAUAGACAGCAAUGGUCCUUACAGUGUUCUUUACAUUCUUUCAGCAAAUGGAUUUUCAUGUAGAUCAGUAUUUUGAAUAAUUUAUUUUUCUUUUCAGUCGUCGAUUAGAAAAGUCUGAAGAUAUGUCCUUUGGUAAUGAUGUCUAUAAAGUUACUUUUGAAAAAAAAGGAGAAUAUCCUUUAUAUGGCUGUAAGUACGAGUUUCAUCUGGAAGGAGUUGUCGAUUGUCCAGAGUUCCUGGUGUACUUCCCUUUGCUUGAAAAGUAAGUGUUAAGAAGUAGUAAAGCUACAGGCAACAGAAAUGGGCAACUUGUUUCGAAAAAUUGCUGCAAGACAAGUUGAAAAGUGAUGUUGUGUGCUUUUCCACCCACGUUCAAACCAGUCUUGCGGCAAAUCAGCUUUUGCAUGCUGCGUAAAUACUGACUUUUGAUUGGAUAAAAUUAUGCAGGAGUUGUGUCAUACACAGGAGUUGCGUCACUUGCUGCAAAAUGAGUUUGCCGUGGGCCGGUUAAAUGUGCAACAUGUUCAGAUUCUGUUGAAAAAGUAGAACUACUCUCUACUUUCUGCAACAGCUUUUUGCAACCUGCAAAAACAACCUGAUUUGUUGCCAGACAGGUUUGAACGCGGGUGGUAGAAUGCCUAACAUCGCCAUUCAACUGUUUUUGCGGAAAUGUUGCAGAACAAGUUCCAUAUUUUCGUAGCCCAUUUCACUGUACUUUAAUGCAAUAAGUCUCGUGUAGAUUUGUAGCUUUUUGUUGUAUGCUGAAGGUGUAGCAGCUAGUCUGUGAUGGUCAGUGGUUUUUUACCAUUUACUUAGGCAAAUCGGUCGGUUCCCAGUUUGGGUUAACCCUUAAAGCCCCAGUAUCCACAUACAAGUUCUCCAAACUGAUCUUUAUACAUUUCCUGAAAGAAUGAGUUGAGAGAAUUUGAUAAAAGAUCAAGGUAUUUUUUUCUUGUGUGAUCACUUUAUUAAUUCUCAUAACUUAUCUGUUGACAGUGUAUGGAUAUUGUUAGGAGAAAAUUUAUCUUGGUCACUAUUGGCACUUAAGGUUUAACUGUAUGAAAAAUUCAGGACUGGCAAAUUUCGUCCGGAAAUGUGUUUAGCAUUUGCACAAGUCAGUUCCAUCCACCAAAAAGUGGCCUCAAAGUUCUGAAGCUAGUACCACAUGUAUCAAAGAUGGCUUUGAAGAAAGGGAACACGAAUUUCCGUUUUGGAACAUUCCGUCCUGAAAAACAGUACUACAAUGAGGGACAAAAGUGUUGGCACACUUCCGUAAAAUGGCCCCUUUUUGCAUAGUGGAUAUACUUAUCCCAUUCCCCUGUCUACCCCAACCCCUUCCCCCCCAAAAUCAAUGUUGAAUUUUGGACCCUCAAGUCUUUUUUUUACUUCAGACAACAUUGAUUCGGGGGGUGAGGGGAUUUACGGCGUUUAAAAAGAAUGAAAUAAUAGAUGAAUUAAAUGUUUGCUAAAAGCACCCGUUUUAAACAAGUGUGUCAACUACUUUUGUCCCUGAUUGUCUGAAAUAUGUAUCUGUGUUUUCCGGCUAGAUUUUUGACGCUGCUGAAUUUUUGUGCGAUGACGUUACUCUAUGGGCCAAAUUGUUUUUUUUAGAAACAACAAUUUGUAAAGUUUCGUCCUGAUUUGUAGUAUACGUAGAGUAAAAUGUACGAAGCGUAUGUCAUCACUUAAUCUUGUACUUCCGCGCGCGUUCCUGAUACCCUGUGGGGUCGAGAGGAAAUCAUUUGUGUUAUGAUCAAUGCCGUUGCAGCGGAUGUAAUGUUUUCACAAGUAUUAUCAAUAGUGGAAAAAGGAUGGAAACACUAAGGUGCAAUGGAAAUUGUUCUGGUAAAUGAUUAACUUAAGCGAAUGAAGUACUGCAGAGUAACUGAGGGGACAUGCAUUAUUUUUGACAUUGACUUGUGCCAUUAGUGAAAGGACGUGAACAAUAUACAGGUUAUGAACCUCAUAAAUGAUGGGCCAGCCGUUUGUGCUAUGUCCUAUAUAUAGAUGUGUGUUUUUUUUGGAGACCUUUUCAAACCUAAGUGAUCCAAACCUUUAGCGUAGGUAGGCGUCGAACAGGUUAGACCAGGUUUUGGAAUGUACUUUUGUAAUGAUUUUAGAUGACCGCCUGCCAUUUAUUCAGUGGCAUAAUUUUUUUAUUGAUGUUGGAUGGACAACUAUUUCAUUUCCCAGCUCGUAAAUCACAGAAUACCAAAGAAAUUGUUUUCAAGAUAGACACACCAGUUUGCGUCAUCGCCAAAACAGCAAUUACUUUUGCCCAGAAGUUCACUUGAUGACAAGGAAAGCGGGAUAACAUGUGAUCAAUGACGGCCGUGCGCUGGAAAAUUUUCCUUUUUUAUGCGCUAAUUCCUCACGAAAGGCAAAAGAAGAUUCCGCUAUGUAGAAAGUACUUCGCAAUACGUAUUCUUGGCAAGAAAAAUUCCAGCGAUGUGGUGCAAAUAAGGAGUUUCAACGGUUAACCACGAGAAUACAUAUGGACAUUAAGAGGUCAUAACAGACUCAUUUUACUUUUCGUUUUCCGAAACGUGGUUAACCGUUGUAACACGAAGGAAGCAGUGUUUUCCUCAGUUUGAGCUGUCGUUUUCUUUGAGAGUCAAAUACCAGUUCACGUUUCAAAGCUCUCUUUUCAUUUUCUCUGCCGACAAUAGACAAAAACACAGGGUUUCGCUUGAGAAAUACAGUCCAAAUACACAGACAUAUGCGCUCAUGUCACGCUAUUUGCGUUGCGUUAUCAUGUCACUCAUGGUGUCACGAGGUGGGAUUGAAAGUAAUUGUUUUCGUGGACACUUGCAAUGUUUGCUACGCUGUCCUUAGUUUUUUAUUGAAUUGGCCAUGAAUUUACCUUCACUUUUCCGUAGUUUCGAUAUUGAACGCAGUGACGGCCGCUCCGCACUAACGCUCCAUAUUUCCGUGGCCGGCCAGUGACUAUCCCCACUACGUGUCAAUCCUUACCCUACCCGUGAUUGUUUGCGCCUUAACCAUCGGAUAAAGUGAAGAACGAGAAAUAUUCACUUUAUUAAAAACAUUUUCAGUACGCGUACCCUUGAAAUUCAUCAAAAGUUGUACAUGUGCGCGAGUUUCAGCGUUAGUUUUUAGCUUGUAAACCAUAUCGACGUUAAUUCUGGAUAUCGCAGCCCUUUUAUUACGUCAUCACGUAAUUCCAAUUGGCCCUAUAAUUCGGUCGUGAAUAAGUCAAUGUCACCCCCACCACCAAUAACAUAAUUAUGUCUUUGAUUUCUUUAAUUUCAGUUAAAAUCAGUGUCAUGCACGGCUCAACUUGUGUGCAGUAGCACAAUUUUGCAUUCAGACAAUGAGGGACAAAAGUGUUGGCACACUUCCGUAAAAUGGCCCCUUUUUGCAUAGUGGAUAUACUUAUCCCAUUCCCCUGUCUACCCCAACCCCUUCCCCCCCAAAAUCAAUGUUGAAUUUUGGACCCUCAAGUCUUUUUUUUACUUCAGACAACAUUGAUUCGGGGGGUGAGGGGAUUUACGGCGUUUAAAAAAAAUGAAAUAAUAGAUGAAUUAAAUGUUUGCUAAAAGCACCCGUUUUAAACAAGUGUGUCAACUACUUUUGUCCCUGAUUGUAGCUUUUCAGUUGCUGCUCCCAGACAUUUUCUGCUGGAAUGACCCAAAAAAUCGUGUUCCAUUUACUUUCUGACCAGAUUUUCCGGAAAUGUUUUGUAAAUGGUUAACAACCAGCGUUUCAAUCUGUAGUCUCUACCAUCUGAUCCUUUGUUACUGUUUGCUUGAACAAAGAAAGUUCACCAAACAAUCUCUUUCUUUUUCAGAAUGGCCGAAAAAUAUGACAUGAAGCUUUUAUAUACAAAGACUUUCCACGACUUUUUCCGAGAGAAGUCAAGUGAAUCAACUUCCUUGCUCUACAAAAUGAAAGCGCUAGAGGUAGUUGUUAAGCUUAAAUCUUUGUAAAAUGGAUUUUGUUGGUUGAUUAUCAGUCAACAGAAGAUAAACAUUGUAUCAAUAACAAGUCACCAAAGAAAAUGUUUUUUUGUAAUUGAGUUGUAUGACUCAAGAUAAGGGAUCCGUAAUCCGUAUCUUAUUUCUGAUUUUUUUUUGUCUUUUUAAGACAUACCCCCCUCGACAAGAGGGAGAAAGCUUGGUUUCGACUGCUGAAGAUGCAUACACUCACGCAAAAGACUUUUUAGAAGGUAUUCAGCUGAAUCAAGAGAAAUCCUCUUCAACCAGCAAGUACCGAGAUCACAGAGAAAAGAACCUCAAACAUGUUGUAAGUAAUGAUCUGGGGCCAAAUGCUUAAAAUCUAACGUCAGAUCGAAACUACAAACGUCUCGCGUCUUGGUUUCUGGCUAUUUGAUGUCUUUUGUCAGAAGGGAUUUACGCUGGCCUAAAUCUUUAUCUUCAAUCGGUUAAUUGUCAAUGGCACACGCUAAUAGUGGCAAUAGGUGGCAUAAUUAGGCAGUAGAUGAUGACAGAUAGGUUUCGGCUGUGGACUUAAACAAGGGCAAAGACGGAGCGAAAAUGGCAGUAGAUGAAGCCUGUUCCACACAGGUGUACAUCGGGCAAAAAAAGAGUAUUUGUAGGCAUCAACAAAAGCGGGUAAAAGGUUGUAUGUCAUACUACGGAACUUUCUCCUGGUACAGGAGGUGUUAAGAGGCAACUUACUAGAAGAGGGCAAAGCGACUAAAUUAUAUUGGAUCGUAUAAAAAAGUGAUAGAUCAGUCAGUGUUUUUCGUUCUUGCAGUGAUGACCAGGUAAGUUUUUUUAAUUAAGGAAGACACACUUGUGGAUCUCUGAUAGUCGUUAUACACAAUCUUGCUGCUCACCUUUGAACCGAUUCCACGGUCGCAACACCCUUUGUGAUAUGAGGAUUCCAAGUUGGACUAGUAUACUCUGUUACACCGCAAGCGGUCGUCCUUUUUGGCUCAGAGCUUCGCGCGACGGGCGAAAAAGUGAUCUACCGUGACUCAAAAGAAAAAUAAGAGACUAUUUAUUGAGUGUGUAGUUCUAACUUUUGAGUGUGCGGAUGAAAUCCUAUGGUGUUUCCAUUCAAAUGAAACCUCUUCAGCAGUACUUUCACAUGGUACUAUUUAUUUAGUAUGUAGUAUUAACUUUUGAAUCUGUGGAUGAAAUCCUAUGGUGUUUCCAUUCAAAUGAGACCUCUUUAGCAGUACUUUCACACUGUACUAUUUAUCGAGUAUGUAGUUCUAACUUUUGAGUGUGUAGAUGAAAUCCUUUGGUGUUACCAUUCAAAUGAGAUAUCUUUGGCAGUACUUUCACCCUGUACUAUUUGUUUCCAAAAUCUCUACUAGGCGGCCAGCUUGUCAUUGACUGUAUUACAAAGCAAAGACUAUUUAUUUAACGUUCUUAGGCUAUGACUGAUUUUUAUCUUGUUAUAUUACAGGGAACAAUGUCCAAAUCUGAGUGGGAGGCUAUUGGUAAGUGCCGAAGGUAGAGGAAUGUCACACAAGUUUUGUUAAAGCAAAUUUUUUGCCCGAAUUUUAAUGUGUAUCCUUUGCAAUGUAUCAUUUAAACUGUGGCCAUCUCUGAGGCGGUUUCUUCUUGUAAGCUUUUGUUCAUUUUAGGUCAAGAUUGACACUAUAAUUUGUUGUUUUCUUCUGUUAUACUUUGAUGAAAGAAAGCGAAUCCCAUACAUUCUUGGACUCUGGAUGCCACGCGGUGGAUUCCGGAUUCCGUAUUCCAUGUUCUAGAUUCUGGCCGGAUUCUUAGUCAGUGGAACUUGGAUUACGGAUUGCAAUCGUUAGUGGGAUCCGUAUUCCUUGAACUGUAUUCCAGAUUCCAAAGCCCAGGAUUCCUAAUUACACGAGAAAAUUUCACCCGGAUUCGUAUUCUACAAGAUUCCGCAAUCCGGAUUCCUUACCAGGGGGAAAAUUUAAAGUCACAUAGUAAAUCGGUUUUCUUUUUUGCCAGGAAUGUAUUUGGCAUUCGUCUUUGUUAAGAUUGACCCGGAAGAGGAAAAGAGGAAGAAAGAGGAGGCUGAAAGGAGGGAGAAGGAGAGAGCUGAACGGGAAGCUGAACGAAAAGAGAGAGAACGUGAAAGAGAGGAGAAAGCGAAAGCGGAAAAGGAGAGAGAAGAGCAAGCGAAGGCUGAGCAGGAGAAGGAAGAGCAAGCGAAGGCCGAGCAAGAGAAAGAAGAACAAGAGAAGGCUGAACAAGAGAAAACCGAAGAGGAAAAACCGGAAGAAAUGGAAUCCGAGCCAACAGAAGCCGCUGAGGCUGCAGACGAAACUACUGAGAGUGAAUCACGGAAAAGGAAACACGAGGGGGGCACUGGGGAACAGGAAGUGGAAGAUGACGGAGAACCCGCGGCAAAGAAACAGGAAACUACCGAGGAAACUUCCGGUUAACAGUCGUUGAUUGGCAGGGGUGGGUUGAAGUGGGGUCUCGCAAUUGCAAAGUAAAUAAGUUUUGUGGAAAGAUUGCUUCAUCAGUGGACUUUGUCUUUUUUUCCUCCAUUUUUCAACAGACCAGUCUUGAAGGCCAUGUCUAAAGGUUUAAAAAACCAUGUCUUUAAAUUGUGUGUAUUAAGCUGAUGUGGAGAUAGAGUUGCGGAAAUUGUUCAAGUUGUUCGAUAACUGGAAACGACUGAACGAUAUUCAAGUCUUACAAAAAGCUUAAAGAGUAGAAGCAGCUCAAAGCUUGAUUCAUUAGUUAACUUAGCUGUAACAGUCUGCGAUCAUGCCCGCCCUAUAUCCGGCUCUACGAGGUGUUCUUUCAUAAGUUUAGCACCGUUCCUUUGAAGCUAUGAAACAAAAUAAGACGCUCAUUUGGGAUUCUAGAUGACACUGCCUAUAAUACCACAGGCAAAUCCCCCUCUGUGUUUCCGUUGUUUUUAUUUAAAUCUGAGCAUCGAUCGGUUGUUCUUUAUUGAAGAAAUCAGUACAGAUUUAGAGCCUGCUCGCAGACUGGAUCACAGAUUUUAAAAACAACAACGGCCACUUAAUCAGAGGUCACUGGUGGGCUGCAUGUCUUAAAAGCGAGUUUUGCCUCAGAGUCUCCUUAGGCUGUGCCUUCGUUCCUAGCAGUGAUGGCUAGCGUCUCUAUCAUUCUGCCCUAAAGCCUCAAUGGUCUGCCAGAAAGUAGAAUUUGAUCCCACAGAACACGCGCCUCGGUGCUUUUAGUUUCUAUUCUUUGUUAAAUAAGUAACUCUUAGAGUGUUGCAGUAAGAUGACGCCUUCCAUAAAACUAAGUCUAGCCCACAGUUCUCUGAUAACUUGUUGCUUAGUAACCUUCAUUUUAGCGACGACAAUCUCAUGUGAUCCAUACAUUCAAUAUCUGAUUGGCUAAUAACAGCAACUGCCAAUCCCCCAUGUGCUAGAAGUCUUUUAUAGUGGACCAAUGUCCACUGUAUUUUUUCUUCACGCGUCAACCACACUUUCCACGUCAUGCUUGAAGUAUUUGUGUACAUACGAAACUAGUCAACAGCUCGUUAAGUGUUUGAAUUCCCUUUUUUUUCUAGUAAAAUGGCUGUAUUGUUACUAAAUUUCUUAGCCCGCCGCGUCAAAGACCGUCUAUACCGCCGGUAUUUAUAGUCUGUUUAUAAAUUACAUUGUCCAGGUUUUGAGUGAGCUAGUUUUGCGUGCGGCUGCACCUCUAGCCUGUGUUCAACCUCCCCUCCCCUCAGUAAAAAUCGAGUUUUACUGAGUGGAGGGGAGAGGGGUCUGCACACUGGCUACUGCACCGCAUGCUACCCUUUUACCCUCAUUUGUGAAUUUUACCUUACCCGAACUUAAACCCUCUCACCUCUAAUGGUGGCCAAAGAAAAAUAUCACAAUUAAAAAUUCAAAUUUCUUUUUGUAAAAUCCGAAGAAAUAGUGAACCAUGCAAAAGUUCUGUCAAGGCUUUUCCAUGUGAAUGGUAACGCCAUAGGAUUUCGUUCACAGAUUUAACAGAUAGACAAAUAUUAAUUCUCGCAAAAGCUUGGUCUAGGGGUAAGAAGGUCAUGAAAGGUUGGUGAAAACUUGUACUUGUAUAUCAUGUUAUUACGCUGUUAUUCUACCCUGUAAUGCAUAUCCACGCUGUGAUCUUGAUUAAAGAACAUAAC
Molecule: messenger RNA, 15129 nt
Organism: Porites evermanni
Lineage: Eukaryota; Metazoa; Cnidaria; Anthozoa; Scleractinia; Poritidae
Source: the annotation of a GenBank genome assembly